This is a messenger RNA of Cataglyphis hispanica, 1352 nucleotides long. RefSeq names its product deubiquitinase DESI2. The transcript has 7 exons. The coding region runs from base 652 to 1263 and encodes 203 amino acids. Lineage: Eukaryota; Metazoa; Arthropoda; Insecta; Hymenoptera; Formicidae. The record is from RefSeq and is a predicted model, not a curated record. Gene Ontology annotation, molecular function: deubiquitinase activity. Gene Ontology annotation, biological process: protein deubiquitination.
AAGUCGAUGAGUAAAAGCAUCGUGACAUUAGUGUAUGUACAAGGCAGCGAUCAUGUAAUUUUUUCUUCGAAUUGAGACUUUACAAAAUAUAAUACAAAUCACAAAUACAAUCAUAGUGUACAAUCAAGCCGUUGAACGAUGUCCGAUCUUCGACUUUCAGUUUCAAUAAUUUCUCUUUGAUAACCUGAUACCAGAUUAACGCCGCUUCUAAGUGGAAUAUUCUGUUGGAUAGCUCUCUUCGCUUGCACUUUUUAGAACUUUUAAUUGAGAGAAAAUGGAUAUAUAGUAGAGUGAGUAAACAAAGAACCUAAGUGUAGAAAGUGCAAAUAAAACGGAAAGGCCUUUCUUAACUAAAACAGGAAACCAAAUAAAGAUUAUUUCAGAGAUGAUUAUAUCAGAAUAAUAUGCAAUAUUUAAUAUUAAUGAGAAGGCUACUACAAUAUUAAAAUAUUGGAAUCAAAAAAGAAGUAAAUUAAAACAAAUAAUAUAAUAUUACAAUAUAAAAGAGGACACAUGUAUCCAGUAAUUAAAUACAAAGUAUUACAUAUAUGCUAGUGUGUUGAUCCUUUAUUCUAUACAAAGGUAUAUUAGAGAAACAAAAAAAGAGAGAAGAUAUUAUUAAUCAACUAUAUUCUGUGGAUUACAAAGCCAAUGAUGUUUUCUUCAGGCCUUAAUUGUAAUCUGUCUUUCCCCAGUUGUUUGGGUUAUCCACAAGAUAGUGAGGAAUUGAUUCCAAAAAUGGCACGUGAGCCAAUCAUUCUUAAUGUUUAUGAUAUGUAUUGGAUAAAUGAAUAUACUACACCUAUCGGUCUUGGUGUGUUUCAUUCAGGAGUGGAAAUAUAUGGAACAGAAUAUGCAUAUGGGGGUCAUGCUCAACCAAGAAGUGGCAUUUUUGAAAUCACACCAAGAGUAGCCGAAGAAUUAGGCGAACAAUUUAGAUAUAGACAAUCGGUUCACAUUGGAUAUACAGACUUCACAGAAGAAGAUGUUUCAAGAAUUAUUACAGAGUUAGGCAAAGAUUUUAGAGGGGAUCGUUAUCACUUGAUGAAUAAAAACUGUAAUCACUUCAGCAGUCAGUUCACAUUGAUUCUAUGUGGACAAGAAAUACCUGGUUGGGUAAAUCGUCUAGCAUAUUUUAGUUCAUGUGUACCAUUUCUCCAACGUUGUUUACCAAAGGAAUGGCUAACGCCUGAUGCUUUGCAACACUCUCUUAGUCAAAUUAGUCAUCAUGAAAGUACACCACCAUCGGAUACUUCAUUGUAACAUUUAAUUAACGUUAAAAUGCACGGUCUAAAAUACCGUAGAAGUUAUACAUUCUAGGUAAAAUUAAACAUGAUGAAAAAAAAUGUUAA